AUGUUGGAUGACAUCAAGAAGCGGUUUGAAUUUCCUAAUGCAGUUAUUCAGUCACAGGCAGUGGGUCAUCUGAUUGCUGCAGUACUGAAAGAAAAUGUUUCUCCAGAGAAGAUCAGGCAGGCGUCUGACCAGACUCCUGCUCUGAACUUGCUUUGGGAGAAGUGCUGCAGUGAGAAUGUUGCCGUGCGAACAGCCUGCUCUGAGGGGUUGGUGGCACUUGUUGCAGAGAAACAUGCUGAGCUCGACUAUGUUCUUCAUGGAGCUCUCAACCUAAUUCCUUCAGCAAGGNNUGUGCAUGGUUUAGUAAAAACCAUUUGGAAAUUACUACAAAUUCAAGCUAUUCAACUGGGAAAAGAUGGAGAUAAGGCUGUUUGGAAUCUGUACGGAAUCAGGAACACUCCUCAGCCAUUAAUCAGUGUCCUUGAAAACAGACCUGAUUGCUGGCCAGUUCUACUGCAGCAGAUAACAGUAUUUUUCCAUCAGUGUCCAGAGAGGGCACAGAGUUCAUGUGUUGGCAUAAUGGCUCCAUUUCUGAGAUACCUGUAUUGCGAACCAUCUCAGUUACGGGAAUAUGCUGAACUGCGAAUGGGUUUACUUAAGAUCUUACUUCAGCCUCAUGGUCCAAAGCACAAAGAAGCACCCUCUGUGCUGGAAUGCCAGAUUCUUCAACUUCUGUGUGAUAUGAUUCCACACCUUCAGCUUAAAGACUUACUGCAAGUUACAGAAGCCUUGUUUUUUCUGAAAGAGCUAUUCCUCAGCCUACUGCGCUAUCCUGUGUUUUGGAAAGUUCAGUUAUCCCAGUUUUGUCUGCAACUGUUAUGCUUCUGUGAAGUGUGUUUAAAUGUAACAGGAGAAUGCUCAUCUUUGAUCUCCUUAAUAGAGGACAACUUUGAGUUCUUAAAAGAGGUAUUUCCAGUGGAACAGUGUAUAAUUGGACUAGCGCUUCUACUGCUGCAAGCGCCAGAAAGUCAGCAAAAGUCUGUCUUGAGCCUAGCCUACAAGCUCCUUUCCUGUUCAGAAACCCAGAACAUCUCAACCACAGCCCUUACUUUGGUGAUGCCUGUGCUACAGAUCUUAUCUUCUACAACAGUUGGGGACUGCCUAUCAGAGGAUGAUUCUGGAACUACCAGGCAGCAGCUGGCUAUAAAUCUUUUGGGAAUAUUACAGGAGGAAGGUGUGAAGGAUAAAAAGGAAUUGGUGUCCUGCAAACUCCUUUUCCCCAUAACCAGCUCUUACAGCUCAUUGCAUACAACCUGGAAGAUCAUAAAGCUCAUGAAAGAGAAGUCUGCAGUUACUAACUGGUUAUCUUCAGUGAAAUCACUGCUACCUGUUGUAACUCAAGUCCCUACCCACGUUUUUCUUCUGCUGGCUUAUCUACUGAUCCAAGAAGAUGGAGACAGUCUUCGUGAUGUACUCCAGGCUACUACAGAAAUAGCGAAGGCUGAUUGUUCUCAGGUCCCAAAUCUGAUCCCCGUUCUGAUAUUUAAAUUGGGAAGACCUUUGCAGCCUGCACUUUACAGGGAUAUAUUGUAUACAUUGCCUACACUGGGUGUACACAAGGUUUGUGUAGCUCAGAUUCUACGUGCCAUACACAUGCUGGGGAGCACGCCAGAGCUCAGAGCAAUUACUUUGCGGCUGAUGACAUCCUUAUGGGAAAGACAGGAUCGAAUUUACCCAGAAUUGCAGAAGUUCUUGGCGAUGUCUGAUGUGCCCUCUUUGUCUGUUGACAAAGAUGCUCAAUGGGAGAAGCUGAUUGCUAAAGCUGCUUGUAUAAGAGAUAUAUGUAAGCAGAGGCCAUACCAGCAUGGAGCAGACAUGUUGGCUGCAAUUUCCCAGAUAUUAAAUGAAUGCACAAAACCUGAUCAAGCUUCACCUGCUGCCAUAGUGUUACAGGGUCUUCAGGCACUUUGUGAGGCUGAGGUUGUUUGCAUCCGUUCUACAUGGAAUGCUCUGUCACCAAAGCUGAGCUGUGAUACAAGACCCCUUAUUUUAAAAGCGCUGAAUGAAUUGUUUGCCCUGGUUCCCUCAUUAACAGUGAAUACAAAUGAAUAUGAGAAAUUCAAAGCUCAAGUUAUCACCUUCCUUUGGAACAACACACAAAACAAGGAUGCUGUUGUAGCCAUUUCGGCCUAUAAAUCACUCUCGUCAUUUGGCUCUGAAGAACAUACAAUUCUUCAUCUUCCUGAACAGGCACGACCAGAAGUUGACUCACUGGAGGAGGUAGACAUGAAUGAAGAUGAAGAAGAGGAGAAGGAGGCAGAUCUUUUUGUUCCGGGUUCUUCAUAUAUCAAGCUAUUGUCUCUAACACCAGCUUCUGUUUUAGGAGCAUUUGAAGAGUUUGCAACAUCACUUGUGAAACAGGAGAUGACCAAUAUGCCCCGUGGUGUGUAUCAUUCUGCCUUGAGAGGAGGGACCACACGCUCAGACCAGGGGAAGGCGAUGGCAGGUGUUCCAAACUUCUUGCUGAAAAUGUAUGAGAGGAACAAACAACCAGGCAUGACACCAGGUCUUGCAGCUGGCAUGUUGUUGUGUUAUGACCUUCCAGUCCAUAUGGGCAAAGAUGGCAAGCCUAUUAAUCGAUUUCUGGCCAGCAGGGGACGCAAUUUCCAGCAAAUGUUGGUAGCCCUCAUUCAUGAGGUUAACAUUCAACCUUCUGAAUGGCACCGCUCCAUACUGCUGCCACAGUCCUGGUUAGGAUUUAUGAGUCGAACCUACAGUGCAGUUCUGCAGGGGAGGCAGGCAGAGCUGGAGAUGCAGUUAAAACAUGGAAAAGAGGAUCCUGAAGAGGUGCAGCACAAACAGUUUACAGCCUGGCUCUGGGUCAGAGAUAUGUUGACCGAUGUCAUCAAAGGUGCUUCCAAAGACAGCCCGGUGGUGAAAGGAAACUCUAUUUUUGCCUUAACUGGUCUUGCAGUUGCUGUAGCCAAAUACGAAAGCAGCCUUUCCUCAGAUACUGAAGAGAUGCCUGAGACUGAACCUGAUUUUCUUCCCACAAAACACUGGAUUUCUAUGGUCACAGAGACGCUCUUUAGUAUUGUGCACAGCCGUUAUCACCCUAAAGGUCAAGUCUUCCCGUGGUUCUACCAGAAAUCCUAUUCGGGUGAAAAUACUGCUAGUAUUAUAGCUCGUUCCUGUGCGGCCACUGCUUUGUCUCUCCUCGUGCCAGUUUUCAUUGUAUCAUGCAAGGAGAAGGUUGAGGAGGUCCUGAAUUUGCUGACUGACAGGUUACCUGGGAAACCAAAUGCUGAUGAGUCUCAAGCUGUUCAAAUCCACAUGGGCCUUGGUUUGGGGAUGUUUAUCUCACAUUUGUAUGAAGAAAAAGUCAGUGAUGUACCCGGUCAACAGAUGAACUUAGUUCUAAUGAAGUCCCUGAAUGCACUGGAAGACUGCUGCUUUGACACCCGCCUGGAGUACAA
This is a messenger RNA of Fulmarus glacialis (Northern fulmar), 3416 nucleotides long. It is a transcript of the gene FOCAD, whose product is annotated as focadhesin. The record is from RefSeq and is a predicted model, not a curated record. The annotation marks the transcript as partial. NCBI's taxonomy places the organism in Eukaryota, Metazoa, Chordata, Aves, Procellariiformes, Procellariidae. Gene Ontology annotation, biological process: regulation of post-transcriptional gene silencing. The transcript is spliced from 27 exons.